Messenger RNA from Ornithorhynchus anatinus (platypus), 5362 nucleotides. It is a transcript of the gene PRDM1, whose product is annotated as PR/SET domain 1. The coding region runs from base 300 to 2783 and encodes 827 amino acids. Gene Ontology annotation, cellular component: nucleus; cytoplasm. The record is from RefSeq and is a predicted model, not a curated record. Gene Ontology annotation, biological process: cell fate commitment; regulation of transcription by RNA polymerase II. The transcript has 7 exons. Gene Ontology annotation, molecular function: histone deacetylase binding; DNA-binding transcription repressor activity, RNA polymerase II-specific; RNA polymerase II cis-regulatory region sequence-specific DNA binding. NCBI's taxonomy places the organism in Eukaryota, Metazoa, Chordata, Mammalia, Monotremata, Ornithorhynchidae.
UUAGCACAGACUGAAAGUACUGCCGGAGCGCGCAGCCCUCCAGGGUUUCGGAGAGCAGUAAGAGCAGCAGCACCUGUCUGACAGAGACGGAGAGAGGUGGGGACAGAGAAGAGAGCGAGACACACACACACACCCACACACACGCAAAUACACACACAGGCGCGCGCGCAGAGACGGAGCGGAGCGCACCCAUUGAAAAAGGAGUUAACUCUCUAGGUGUGAGUCAGUCUUGCUCUAUCCAGGCAAGUAGAAGGAAGAAGAAAUGUGUACUGUGUAGAGAUGCGCGAGACUUACCUCCGAUGUUGGAUUUUUAUUUGGAAAAACUUGUGGAUACGACUUUGGCAGCCGCACAGUGUAGCUCGAACGCGGUGAGUUUGCCAACCUCGGUGGAGGGGCUGGAGGGGACCAUGAAAAUGGGCAUGGAGGAUGUGGACAUGACUCUCUGGACAGAGGCGGACUUUGAGGAGAAGUGCACGUACAUCGUGAACGAUCACCCUUGGGACGCUGGAGCAGAGGGGACCGGUUCGGCACCGCAGGCCGAACUGUCCCUGCCUAGGAAUCUGGUCUUCAAAUACUCCCCGAACUGCAAAGAGGUUACUGGAGUUGUGAGCAAGGAAUACAUCCCAAAAGGAACACGCUUUGGGCCCCUGAUAGGAGAAAUCUACACCAACGACACAGUCCCCAAAAAUGUCAACAGGCAGUACUUCUGGCGGAUCUAUUCCGGUGGGGAGCUUCACCACUUCAUCGAUGGCUUUAAUGAGGACAAGAGCAAUUGGAUGCGCUAUGUGAACCCCGCCCACUCUGGGCAGGAGCAAAACCUGUCUGCCUGCCAGAAUGGAAUGAACAUCUACUUCUACACCAUCAAGCCCAUCCCCGCCAGCCAGGAACUUCUUGUGUGGUACAGCCAGGACUUUGCGGAGCGACUCCACUAUCCUUCCUCCGGAGAGCUGCUGGGGAUGAAUCUCACUCAAACCGACGUUCGCCCAAAGCAGCAAGGCAGUGAGAAAAAUGAGCUGCGCCCAAAGAGUGCCCCCAAGAGAGAACACAGUGUGAGAGAAAUCCUGAAAACCGACUCUAGCCACUCCAAAGGGAAGGACUUAUUCCGCUUCAACAUUUCACCCGCUACCCCAGACAGAGACUCCGACGACCUGAGAAAGAAGUGCAGCCCAGAAAGGCCCUUCUAUCCCCGGGUGGUCUACCCGCUCCGAGCUCCUGGGCCGGAAGACUAUCUGAAGGCUUCUCUGGCCUACGGGAUGGACAGGCCCACCUACCUGACCCAUUCGCCCAUCCCCUCCUCCACCACCCCGAGCCCCUCUGCCAGAAGCAGCCCGGACCAAAGCAUAAAGAACUCCAGCCCACACGGCAGCCCGGGCCACAGCCUCUCCCCUCUGGCUGCCGUCACUCAAGAGCACCGAGAACCCUACCCUUUUGUCGGCGCACCUUACAGCGCGGAAGGGCUGGGGUCUUACCCCGGCUACGGACCCCCAGGGCAUCUCCCUCCUGCUUUCAUCCCCUCCUACAACGCUCACUACCCCAAGUUCCUGUUACCCCCGUACGGGGUGAGUUCAAACUCCCUGAGCGCUGUGAACAAUAUCAAUGGCAUCAACAAUUUCAAUCUCUUCCCGCGGCUCUAUCCCGUGUACGGUGGCCUGCUGGGGGGUGGCGGCGGCCUGCCUGGGCACGUGCUGGGCUCAGGGGGCCUCCCGAGCUCGCUGCCCUCAGAUGGGGCUCACAGACUGCGGCAGCCCGACCACCCCAGGGACUUCCUGAUCCCGGCUCCCCGCAGUGCCUUCUCCAUCACAGGGGUCGCCCCCAGCAUGAAGGACCCACCCUGCAGCCCCACCGGCGGCUCCCCCACUGCCGCCACUGCCGCCACGGCCGAGCACCUGGCGCAACCCAAAGCUACCUCAGCCGAGCUGGCCGCCUCCAGCAGUGAAGAAGCCAUGAAUCUCAUAAAGAACAAGAGGAACAUGAGUGGCUAUAAAACGCUCCCCUACCCACUAAAGAAGCAGAAUGGAAAGAUCAAGUACGAGUGCAAUGUUUGCUCCAAGACCUUUGGCCAACUCUCCAACCUGAAGGUCCACCUCAGAGUGCACAGCGGAGAGCGGCCCUUCAAGUGUCAAACGUGCAACAAAGGUUUCACACAGCUGGCCCAUCUGCAGAAGCAUUACCUGGUGCACACGGGAGAAAAGCCCCACGAGUGUCAGGUGUGUCACAAGCGCUUCAGCAGCACCAGCAACCUGAAGACCCACCUCCGGCUCCACUCGGGGGAGAAGCCAUACCAGUGCAAGCUCUGCCCAGCCAAGUUCACGCAGUUCGUGCACCUGAAACUCCACAAGCGCCUGCACACCCGUGAGCGGCCACACAAGUGUGCCCAGUGCCACAAGAGCUACAUCCACCUGUGCAGUCUCAAGGUCCACCUUAAGGGGAACUGCCCGGCGGCCCCGGCCAGUGGCAUGUCCGUGGACGACCUGACCCGCGUCAAUGAGGAGAUCGAGAAGUUCGACAUCAGCGACAGUGCCGACCGGCUGGAGGAUGUGGAGGACGACAUCGACACGACCGCCAUGGUGGAGAAAGAAAUCCUGGCCUCCUUACGGAGAGAGGGGGAUGGGGCUGGCCUCAAGGCCUCCUUGCAAAGGAACCUGGGAAACGGCCUGCUCUCCUCAGCCUGCCGCAUCUAUGAGUCACCUGACCCGGCCCUUCUGAAGCUGCCUCACGUCCACCCACUACCUCUCUUACCUAUAAAGGUCAAACAAGAAACGGUUGAACCAAUGGACCCUUAGGACUUUCAGGAAAUGAAAGUGAUCUCUUGCUCUUUUGUUUUGUUUUGUUUUGUUUUUAAUUUAAGACUUGGAAAGUCAGGGUGCCUGUAGCAAUUCGCUUGUCCAUAACUCCAGGGCUGCACAGCCAUCUUGACUCACACUUGAGUCCUUCUCAACUCUCUCCAGUUCAACCAAGGAACUCCAAAAUUAGUGUAUUCUCAGGGCAUAAAACGAGAGGCAAAGACUAUAAACUUAUAUAUAUAUAUAAAAUACGUAUAUAUAUAUAUUUGAGCGUGCGUGUGUUUGAAUAUGUGUGUAGGAAUGUCUGAUUUGCCUCCCCACUUACAAAGACAAUCAUCUAGACAGAAUUAUUUUUGCAAUGAUAGUCCUUCAUAAUUUAUUAUGCAAUUUAUCAUUCUAAAAGCAAUAAUUAGAAAAUGUUUACAAUGACUGGAAGAUUCAUUGUAAUUUGAGUAUAAAUGUUGAUAUUUUUUUUGUGUGUCUUGUGACUGUUCCUUAUAGAUAACUUCUGCUCAACUGUUUAAGGAGACCCUAAGGUUGGAAAGCAUAAAGCAAAAUGGAUCUACAUACACGUGGUUUGGAAAAUGAGGUGUUUAUGUUGCCAAAAGUUGAUGACUGGGGAGUUUAGGGUCUUUAGGCUUGAACCAUGUUUUAUACCCGGGUUGGAAGGGAGGAGGGAGCAUCAGUUGUGCAGAGUUACUCGUCCUCCUUUAAAGGAGCAUCACCUCCUGUAUCUGCCUGCCAAGGGGCCAGUGUCCACCACCAAACUGACUUGGUCCAAUGCGCGGGCUCCCAGAGAGCUCGGAAGAUCCAGGGAUGGGGGCACAUGACUAGCAAGAGAGAGUGGGGGGGAGGAGGGGCGUGCCCCAGGACCAGGCCGCCCCGGGGCCUCACUUGAGAAUGUGAAAACAACAAAAGGGCCAGGUCCAAAAUCACGGUUCCGUUUUUUCCAAAGCACAAGUAGUUUUAGGGCCAGCUCACCUGCCUGGACAAAGGACAGAGUCACGUGUGCCUGGUGCCCUUGUGGGGAGGCGGUGGGUGGGAGGAGAGAAAGGCUCAGACCUCAUGGAAAAUAAGACGGGUAACGAUUGCUUCGUUGUCUCUGCGAGGGAGUGGGCAGUGAGCGCUCCUGUCCCAGCACCUUUUUCUCUGUGCAAGGCCACCUUGCCUCAGUAUUUGUGUUUGUACAUUUUAUGGUUAAUUUAAUUGAAGAUGAAAAGGGCAUUGCAAAGUUGUUCAACAACAAUUACCUCAUCAAGUGUGUCCAGUGCUGCAGGAAAUGCUGUUUUCUCCAACGCUUUGCUACUUUACAAAAAGCAGGUGGCCCCGGAAAGAUAGACUCUUGCUUGGCUCUUUAUCUUUUGUUCUGCUUAGCCCAAAGAUAGCGUGUUGGCAUCCAAGGUGUAGCAAAGAGUGAUGUAUAUUUAUAAAUCUAUUUAUACCACGAUUCCAUAUAUGUCUAUGUAAUAUAUAUAUUUAUACCACUGAAAUUGUGAGCCAAAUCACGUAACCACCUACUUCUCAUAAGGGUGAAAAUCCGAUCUUCUCAGACUCCAUGUCACACCUACUGACCUCAAGCUCAAAAGGCCGGACCUCCACCUCCUCCCCAGAUUCUCACUGUGGCUCAGUGACAUCCAGCCCCUGACUCUCUUCCCUCCCAGCGGGCUGACUCGUUCUCUGCAGGCCCAACUCUCACCAUCCCAAAACCUGCAGAGAAGAGGGAGAAAGACAUCCGCCUAGGUGAGGUGGUAAAACCAGCACCAGCAGGGAAGAAUGGGCUAAAUACAGUCUUGGCUCCAUCUGAGUUCUGUGGGUACCCUCCCCCUAUCCUCACACACCCUCCUCUCACCAGCAAAUCCUUUACCCUGGAAUAGUUCUGAUCUUUUCAUCUAUUUAUGUUCCUAUAAAAUAGAAGUCUUUAGCCAGAUAAUUUCUCAAAUCCAGGGUUUUGCAAGGGCAGUGAACACCUUUAAUGAAUGCCUUUUGUCCCCCUAACUUGAAAUUGCCCCAGGAAGUAUCUAAAUUCAGCCUGCUGAUUUUUGAAGGAUCUUACAGUUGUCUGUACAGUCCAUUUCUGUUCCUUUAUGUAGCAAGGCUGACCUUUGUUAAUGUAGCAGUUUCAAAAAAACAUAAUGCUGACCUAUAGGGCGAACCAAAGUAUCACUACUCUAUCACUGGACACACACACACACACACACACACACAUACACUUUCCCUUUUCUCUGGCCUCGAGUGUUUUAUUUGAUACACAUUUUACAGUCAUUUCUAUGCAUCAGCUUUAACAGAAUUGUUACUUCCUGUGUUUUCCCUCCCUAAUACUCCUCCCUUUAGGAUUUUACAUGUGAAUGUAGCAAACAGUCAACAGUGGUUUUACUUUUCUCUACUCAAAGAAAGAACUGACCAAAGUUAACCGGCUUUGUACUUUGCUAGAACAACAAACUGUAUCUUAUGUUUACGUACAGGUUUACAUCAUUAUUUAUGUGCAAAUUGUCAAAAUGUAAAUUAAAUAUAAUGUUCAUUGCUUAGCCAUUGUCUGCUCUGUUGUCAGUGGCCUGUGGUCCCUGCUGUGCACACGCGCU